Messenger RNA from Mauremys reevesii (Reeves's turtle), 6308 nucleotides. It is a transcript of the gene RLF, whose product is annotated as RLF zinc finger. Bases 40 to 5889 code for a protein of 1949 amino acids. Gene Ontology annotation, cellular component: nucleus. Gene Ontology annotation, biological process: regulation of transcription by RNA polymerase II. The record is from RefSeq and is a predicted model, not a curated record. The transcript is spliced from 8 exons. Gene Ontology annotation, molecular function: DNA binding; DNA-binding transcription factor activity, RNA polymerase II-specific. NCBI's taxonomy places the organism in Eukaryota, Metazoa, Chordata, Testudines, Geoemydidae.
GGUGUUGCCAGUCACGUGUGAGUCAUGUGACUCCGUUCCAUGGCGAUGAGGUCAUCAGCGGUGGCUCCUGAUCACGUGAUCACUGCCUACGCGCGGUGGGGACGGGUGCAGAUGGCGGACGCAGAGGCCGAGGCGUCUCCGCGCCCCGAUAUGGAGCGGCCAGUGGUUGCGCUUCGUGCCCGUCUCUGGCAGUUACAGGCGGAGCUGCGUGAGCAGGAGGUGUCGGAGUCUUCGUCUCGGACCUACUGCCGGGGGUUCUGCCAGACAUUAUUACAGAAUGCUGGAAACCGGGGUGCAACCGAACAUAUUUUGCCUUUUUUGGAAGUGUAUCGAAUCUCCAUCCAAAGCUUUGCUAAUGCACGACCAUACUUGACUACGGAAUGUGAAGAUGUCCUUUUGGUACUUGGCAGGCUAGUACUGAGUUGUUUUGAACUACUGCUUUCUGUGCCUGAAAGUGAAUUGCCAUGUGACACAUGGUUAGGAUUCCAUCAGUCUAUACAGGAUUCACAUGAUGCUUUACUGGAAUUUGGGAAUAAUAAUCUCCAAAUAUUGGUUGACAUUACUAGGGAAGGCGUGUGGAAAAAUCCAGUUCUUCUUAAAAUUCUAUCACAGCAGCCAGUAGAAGCAGAAGAAGCCAAUAAAUUGGUUACGCGAGAAGGGCCUUCCUUUCUGCAGAUGCGAGUAAAACACUUGAUGAAGUCAAACUGCAUUCCACAAGCUACUUUCUUGUCAAAAUUCUGUGCAGAUUCUCCAGAAAUUUCAAAUGUAUCAUCUUUUCGCCAAGCCUACAUCACAUGUUUGUGCUCUAUGCUGCCUAAUGAAGACUCUAUUAAAGAGAUUGCAAAAGUGGAUUGCAAAGAAGUACUAGAGAUCAUAUGUAAUUUGGAAUCUGAGGGGCAAGAUAACACUGCGUUUAUUCUUUGUACAACAUACCUCACCCAGCAACUUCAAACUGCAACCGUGUAUUGCUCUUGGGAGCUGACUCUGUUCUGGAGCAAGUUGCAAAGAAGAAUCGAUCCUUCUUUAGAUUCUUUUUUGGAGAGAUGUCGGCAGUUUGGCAUCAUAGCUAAAACGCUACAACACUUAUUCUUCCUGAUUAGAGUGAUACAAUCUGAAGCAGAAGAAGCAGGUCUUGCUGUGUCUAUUUUGUUAUGUGUGAGAGCACUUCAGAUCAGAUCAAAUGGAAAUGAUGAGAUGAAGACAUCUGUAUGUAAAACAAUUGCAUGCCUUUUACCAGUGGAUCUUGAAGUUAGAAGAGCAUGUCAGCUCACUGAGUUUUUGCUCGAGCCAAGUUUGGAUGGAUACAAUGUGCUGGAAGAACUGCAUUUGCAACCAGAUCAGAAAUUUGAUGAAGAAAAUGCACUGGUUCCAAACUCACUCCGUUGUGAGCUUCUGUUAGCUUUAAAAGCAUAUUGGCCAUUUGAUCCUGAAUUUUGGGACUGGAAGACUUUAAAACGGCAUUGUCUUAAACUCUUAGGGAAAGAAGCUUCUGAUUCUGAAGACGAUGUGAGUUGUAAUGAUAUGUCAGUCAAUGAAACUGACUUGUUAGAAACUCUUUUGAGUGAUUGUGACGAGACUAAAGAACAUAAAUACUAUGAAGGAGGAAAAGAGGCAGCAAAUCAAUCUAAAGAGAAAACAAGAGUGAAAAAGCCAAUUGGAUCUUCUGAAAGAUACCAGAGAUGGCUCCAGUACAAAUUCUUCUGUGUGUUAUGCAAAAGAGAAUGUAUAGAGGCUAGAAUACUACAUCAUUCUAAGAUGCACAUGGAAGAUGGUAUUUAUACAUGCCCAGUGUGUACAAAAAAGUUCAAGAGAAAGGAAUUUUUUGUACCACAUGUAAUGGAGCAUGUUAAAAUGCCACCUAGUAGAACAUACCGACCAAAAAAGAAAAUACUGUUGAAAAAAGAGAGAUCACCACAAAAGACUAGUACAUCCAGAAACUCUUCUGCAUCACCAGAGGAAAAGCAGCAGCAACCACAACCAUCUGAAAAAAACAAAAGUGACACACAUGAAUAUGUCACAUUUAGCCAAUUAGAAAAUUGCCAUCUGCAAGACAGAGACAUAUAUCCAUGUCCUGGCACAGACUGCUCUAGAGUAUUUAAGCAAUUUAAAUAUUUAAGUGUACAUCUAAAGGCUGAACAUCAAAACAAUGAUGAAAAUGCAAAACACUACUUGGAUAUGAAAAACAGAAGAGAGAAGUGUGCUUUUUGCCGACGUCACUUCAUGACAUCCUUUCAUCUGCAGGACCAUGAACGAGUGCACUGUGGUCCUCAGCCUUACAUGUGUGUGUCUAUGGAUUGUUAUGCUAGAUUUGGAUCAGUUAAUGAAUUAUUAAAUCACAAACAAAUGCAUGAAGAUCUACGUUAUAAGUGUGAAUUAAAUGGCUGCAACAUAGUUUUCAGUGACUUGGGGCAGCUUUACCACCAUGAAGCUCAGCAUUUUAGGGAUGCAUCAUACACAUGUAACUUUCUUGGUUGCAAAAAGUUCUAUUAUUCAAAAACAGAAUUUCAGAAUCACCUUGCAAUGCAUAAUAUUGCAAUAGCAAAUGGAGAAGUGAAGGAGACGUCAGUUAAACUUGAAGAGCCUAUUUCAAAAGACAGAUGCAGUUAUCUUCCUGAGUCUCAACUGGUUGAUCAAGUAGAUAAUUUUAGUCCAUAUGAAAAUCUUACUUUGUCUGUGGGGUCAACAAGUUCUCAAGAAAUCCUACAAAUUAAGGAAGAACCUGUCUCUGACAAUGACGAAACUGAUAGUGAAAGCAACUGUAGUGUUUAUUUUGGGAGCCACAGAACCUCUACUGUAGUAACCAAAAAGCAGGUAUCCCCUUUGAUAGAAACAAUAACUCAGAAUCAAACAAUUCCUAGUAGUCUAAUAUCCCAACAGGGAGUCUUUCACCCUUCCGGUUUAAAAGAACAGUGCUCCCAUGUGGCAGUUUGUUUUGAUGGGAAAAAAAUUACCUGUGGUUUUGAAGGAUGUAGUUCAACAUACAAAAAUGCCAGAGGUAUGCAAAAACAUCUUCGAAGGGCUCAUCCAUACCAUUUCAAACCUAAAAAAAAGAUGGGGAUCAAAGCUAAAGAUAUUUUUAAUCUAAUCAAUGAUAGUCAAAACAGCAGAACUACUGGAGAUCUUAGUGCAGAUCUUAGGCAUAAUUCUGAUACGAAUACUGACUCUCCAGAAAGUCUGUAUUGUAAUACAAAUUCUAAAGGAAAAAAUUGUCUCAAGGAAGAAAUUUGUUCUUCCCCAGAUACUUCCUUUUAUGAAGAUUCUAAGGUGCCAAAUACUGAAGAUGCCAUGUUGGAACUUCUGUUGGGCUUGAAACAUUUAAGUUUAAAGUCUAACUUUACUGCAAAUUCUUCCACUUCAACACACAAGCCUUUUUUAGGGUCAUUACAGUCAUAUCCAUCAAAUGAUGCCAAGUGUCCUCAAUCAGUUGUCAAUGAAACUACCUCAGAACUUCAUUUUCAAGAGCAACAAGACAACUUACCUACACAGUAUCUCACUCAACUGGCAGCUAAACCAUUUUUCUGUGAACGGCAAGGUUGUAAAUAUGAGUUUGUGACCAGAGAAGCUCUCUUAAUGCAUUAUGUUAAAAAACAUAAUUAUUCCAAGGAAAAAGUUCUUCAGUUAAAUAUGUUUCAACAUCGGUAUUCACCAUUUAAAUGCCAUAUUUGUCAAAGAUCAUUUACAAGAAAAACACACCUUAGAAUUCAUUAUAGAAACAAACAUCAGAUUGGCAAUGAGAAGAUAACUCACAAGCUGUUUGCUAAUGAAAAAUGUGAGCACAUAGGUGCAUGUGCAGAGGGCAAGCUAAAAAAUAAUGCAGCUUCAAUGCCUGGUUGCUGUACUAAUAGAGAUGAAGAGCAUACUGAACAACCUGAGCAAUCUACUGAGCAGCUGUGCCACCCGAAGAAGGAAGAGUGUAGUUCUGAAACUGAUUUGGAGUCCAGUGAAGACACAGAUAGUAAUGUAACUGGAAGACCCUCUAAAAUAUCCUCUCUAAACAGCCACAGGGAAGAAUUGGAAUCAAGAGAGGGGAGAGGAAGUAAAAGAACAGUUGCCAAAGGAAAUUUAUGUUAUAUAUUGCAUAAGUACCACAAACCAUUCCAUUGUAUUCAUAAAAGUUGCAACUCUGCCUUUACCAAUCAGAAAGGCUUGAUUCGUCACUAUAGAACUGUACAUCAGUAUAACAAAGAGCAGCUUUGUUUGGAAAAGGACAAAGCAAGAACAAAAAGGGAACUUGUCAAAUGUAAAAAAAUAUUUGCAUGCAAAUACAAAGAAUGUAGUAAACGCUUUUUAUGUUCUAAGGCUCUUGCUAAGCAUUGCAGUGACUUUCAUAACCUUGAUCAGUUAGAGGAUCAAAAAGUGCUUUCUGAAACUGAAUCUGCAAGAUUUCGAUGUAACCAGCCUCAAUGCCCUGCUGUAUUUCAUACUUUUAACAAGCUAAAACAUCACUUGAUAGAACAGCAUGCUAGUGAAGAAGAACUAAACAAAGACUUUGAAAUUCAUUGUGACCUUAAUGGCUGUGAUAGGAUUUUCACAAAUUACAGCCAUUACUCUCAACAUGUAUAUUUCCGCCAUAGUGAGUAUUAUGGUAGUCUCUUUGGAAGUCAUAAAGAGGAGCAAGAUAAUCUGCUUAAUGAUAAAAAUGAACAAGACUGUUUGAAAGAUCAGUAUGAUAUAAAUGAGAAUGAGAAGCAGAUAAAAGAAAAAUCUAAGAAAAUUGGUAAAAAUAAAGAAAAACAUUUGAUUAAUUUUAAAACAAAGGAGGAAGCCCUGAAAAUGUGCAGAGAGCAAUCUAACCAGACUCAGUACCCUUGCAUGGUUCAAGGGUGUCUGUCUGUAGUAAAAUUGGAAAGCAGUAUUGUGAGGCAUUAUAAACGCACACAUCAGAUGACCAAUAUUUAUAUAGAACAACAGACUGAGAAACUGGUAGUUUGUGUUAAAAGUGGUACAAUGGUUAAAAAGGAACCCUCUUCGGAAACAGAGCUAUUGUUAAAUAAAGAGGAAGCCAGAGAGUUUAAAAAGGAAAAUACAGUGCACACAGACAACCUGCAUGAAAAUGGAAAACAUUGUGUACCAAACACUGCUUAUGAUCAUCAAGAUACAGGCAAUGAAAAUCAAAAUAGGAGUGCAGCAAAUAGUGUGGUUUUUGACAGGGGUGCUUUUUUGUAUUCAGGCACCUUAAAAUAUAACCAUAGUUCAAAAACCAGUUGUUUUGAAGAAUGUAGUAUAACAGAGCCUUUGUGUAAAACUGAAGGUUUGCCUGAAAGUAGAGAAAACAGUUCUUAUUUUAACAGUUUACCUUUGCAGUUACCAAGGGAGAAAGAGACAGAAGGCUGGCAACACAGCAAUCAGAAUGCUAAAAAAAAUUCACUCCACACCACAAGAAACAAGUUUCAGAAGCAUUCAGUGUCCAGACCAUUUGAUUUAAAGGCAUAUAAACCAAUGGGAUUUGAAUCUUCAUUUCUAAAAUUUAUUCAGGAAAGUGAGGAAAAAGAUGAUGAUGAUGAUGAAGAACUAGAUGAAUGGGAGUCCCCAGAACAAUUUCAAAUAGGUGGUGUCUUACAAAAAGAUAGAGACUUACAAAGGGGUGUGAUAGACAGCCUUGUGUGUGAAAACACAGAAGUAAGCAUACCCCAAAAUCAUGGACCUACAGUGCAUGGGCAGCUAACAGAAAUACAGCCUUUAUUAUCAACGGAGUCGACAUCUGUCCCUUCUUUAGAAAACUUGAGGGCCAUAUUGGACAAGGCACUAACAGACUGUGGAGACCUUGCCUUAAAACAGCUCCAUUAUUUACGACCAGUAGUUGUCCUUGAGAGAUCCAGAUUUUCCACACCCCUUAUAGACUUAUUUCCAACAAAAAAGUCAGAUGAACUUUGUGUAGGAAGUACAUAAGUAGUUUGUUUAGAAACUGGCUUCUCCACUACUGCUACAUGGGGAGAAUUGCAAAUAUUACAGAAACUGGUACAGUACACACACUGUUUAGGUUAGAUUAGGCUGUUUUAAUUCCAUGAAUGUGUCUGUCAAAAAGUAUUAGCUAAGUUAAUUUAGCUCCCCGGUUUCAUUUUUUUUAAAUGAAAUGUGCUGUUUUUGGUGCUAAUUAACACCUCAGAAUACUGGGGGCUUCCUCUUGCAAAGUAAGUGUGCAUGAUUAUAUAUGAAACAAGUACUAGGGUACCAGGGUUUGGGGAAAGAUGGAGUUCUUACUUGACUUGAAUGUGCACCUAAGGGUGCGUUGUGUAACAUAUUGUACACUACAGCAUCUUAUAUUUUUUGAGUUAUGAGUUUCAAUAAACUACAAUUUUUCACCCGUA